CAAGUGCCACAACCGUAGCCUGUAGCUUCAUCCGUUGCGCUGCUCCCGGUUCCAUCGCGCGGUGCGGAAUUUAACAUGGCCGUGCCGGAGGUGGUGGUCGACGGCGUCGUCUUCCCGCCGGUGGCCCGCCCGCCGGGCUCCGCCGGCUCGCACUUCCUCGGCGGCGCAGGCGUGCGAGGCCUCGAGAUCGGAGGCAACUUCAUCAAGUUCACGGCCAUCGGCGUGUACCUGGAGGACGCGGCCGUGCCCGCGCUGGCCAAGAAGUGGGGCGGCAAGACGGCCGACGAGCUCGCCUCCGACGCCGCCUUCUUCCGCGACGUCGUCACGGGCGACUUCGAGAAGUUCACGAGGGUGACGAUGAUCCUCCCGCUGACGGGCGAGCAGUACGCGGAGAAAGUGACGGAGAACUGCGUGGCGUUCUGGAAGGCCGCCGGCCUGUACACGGACGCCGAGGGCGUCGCCGUGGAGAAGUUCAGGGAGGUGUUCAAGCCAGAGACUUUCGCGCCGGGCGCCUCCAUCCUCUUCACGCACUCGCCCGCCGGAGUCCUCACCGUCGCCUUCUCCAAGGACUCGUCGGUGCCAGCGGCCGGCGGCGUGGCGAUCGAGAACAAGCGCCUCUGCGAGGCCGUGCUGGAGUCCAUCAUCGGGGAGCGCGGCGUGUCGCCGGCCGCGAAGCUGAGCCUCGCCGCGAGGGUGUCGGAGCUCCUCGCCAAGGAGACCGCCGCGCCCGCCGACGCGCCGCAGGCGGAGCCCGUCUCCAUCACCGCCUGAGGCGAGGAGCGGGCGGGCGAGCGAACGAACCGCGAGGAGAAAGAAAGCAACCAGACGGUUGGGCGGCACGGCGUCUCACACCUGCCGCCUGCGCUUGCGUGCUCCGGACCGGAGAGAUGCCGCGCGGGUGCAGUGCAGCCGUCGCGUCAUGUCUGUCCGCGCUCUGGCGUCGUGUUCCUGCCUUUCUGGUCGCGUAGUUGUCUUGUGUUCGCUGUUGGUCGUUCUGGGUAACAUUUGAAUAAAACAAGCGGAUUUGUUGC
Messenger RNA from Zea mays, 1031 nucleotides. RefSeq names its product chalcone flavanone isomerase 1. Gene Ontology annotation, biological process: flavonoid biosynthetic process. The record is from RefSeq and is marked validated. Gene Ontology annotation, molecular function: chalcone isomerase activity. The transcript has 4 exons. The coding region runs from base 76 to 771 and encodes 231 amino acids. NCBI's taxonomy places the organism in Eukaryota, Viridiplantae, Streptophyta, Magnoliopsida, Poales, Poaceae.